GUUCAGUUUCUGCCGAGAUCGCCGCGCGUACCGAUCGUUCGCGUUAGAACGUAAAUAAGGAGAGGCGGAGUCGGAGAGCGAGUGUGUCGAGUCGCAUUUGCCGAGAUCGAGCGAGCGAGGCAUCAGCAGGCGGCGAGAAAAGCGGUGACGCGAAAUGUCGCGUUUAGCCGACACCGACGACGACGACGUGACGUGACCAAAAGACUCUAUACAACAUGCCACCAGAUAGGCCAGAUGCAUCAGGUAUUGAAACUGAUAUAGAACUGAACUCUACUCAGGAUUAUAAUUUUGGAAAAACAGCUUAUACAAUGAAUGACAAGGAGAAGGAAAACGCCAGCGUGCUGGCUGACACAAAUUCCACAAACAAAUGUCAGAGCGAAAUUUCUAGAUGUGAAAAAACUGAAAAAAACAUCGAAAAAAAUAGUCAGUCGGAUGAUGAAUUGACAUCUCUCAGUUGGCUGCAUCAACAGAAUUUACUUAAGGGUUUAGACAUUUCAAACCCAUCCAAAGAUAUGAAGCACGAAAAUAUGCUAAAUAAUAAUAUCUGCGACGAUAUGGCAGAUUUUUCCGAAAACACAAAUUCUAUAUCAAGCUUAGAUGAUAGUUUCUGUCCAGAGACUAAUGGAAAAGCCAAUACCGUAACGUUGAACGGAAGUGGACAAAACUAUCAGCAUUCUACGAAGAAUUGUCAAAAAUCGAUGCAAGUAUUUCAGGAAUCAGCGAAAAGUCACUGCAAUACUUCGCCAAGUAAUCAAACGAAGAUUUCUUUGAGCAACAAUAAUUUGCCAAUGUCCAAUCGCAACAAGCAUCCUACCCAUAUACCGUAUGAUCCUCAUUUACACAGAAAUAGUAAACCGCCGUAUUCAUUUUCCUGCCUUAUAUUUAUGGCCAUCGAGGAUAGUCCUGUAAAGGCGCUACCCGUCAAGGAAGUUUACGCGUGGAUUCUGGAUCACUUUCCAUAUUUUAGGAACGCUCCCACCGGAUGGAAGAAUUCCGUCAGACAUAAUCUCAGCCUUAACAAGUGCUUUCGGAAAGUGGAAAAGGCGCCGUCUUUUAUUCAGAAUUUAGGCAAAGGAUCGUUAUGGAUGGUGGAUGCACAAUAUCGCCCGAAUCUGAUACAAGCGUUAUCUCGCGCUCCUCUCCCAUCACCUACGACUCAAAAUCUGUCCUCGUCGGAAAAACCACCUAGAAAGUGCGCAAAUACACGUCUCCCGGAUCCGGUUCUCUUUCCAUAUUUAUCCAAAAGACUGGCGUCCAGCAAUAUCAGCGAUAGCGCGGAAACAGAGAUAGAUAGCGAUGUUGAUGCAGCGGCAGCUGCUAUGCUUUCCUUCAAACACGGACCCAUCAUUUUAAAUCACAAUAAAGAUCGUAAACGAAAAUUACCGGAAUCCGAAAAAUUGGUGCCUGUGAUCACCAGGAGUUCCAGCGAGGACCAUACUUAUAGUUGUAUUACCUCGAUAAAAUUGGGAAGCAAACAUUCGAGCGAAGAAGAACUGAAUGUAGAUUUUGACGAACAGAGAAAAAUUGCGGAGGGUGCGGACGCUCUUUUGAAUUUGGCCGGUGUUAGUACAGCGCUAAAUCACAGUAGAGCACAUCACCCGGUAACGCAAGAUAUUAAUCCGCCGCCAAAAGCAGAAGGUAAUUCAAAACCAAAAAGACGCUCCGCCACGAGCCACGAUUACUCAAACACUUCUGAGAAGAGGCGCAAAAGAUGGCGAGAAUGGGGAGAGGGCAAUCGAUAUCUAAAGCAGAUUAGGGGUUAACGUCAACAAAUUUUGUUACAUUUCGUAAAAUGUAUGUAUGUAGCAUCGUCGAGAGAGCUUUCCAUUUCCAUUUGUGCGCGCGACAAGUGGAAAACAUUUGAAAAUCAAUUCUAUCUUCGUCUUAGUAGACAAAGGGAACGCUUUUUCGUUUUAUAGUAUUGUCUGUAAAUUCUUCAUUUACACGCCACAUUUCUAAAAAAAAAAAAAAACGUGGCAAUAAUUUUGAUGAAAAAUCUCUUUUUGUG
Messenger RNA from Nylanderia fulva, 2008 nucleotides. RefSeq lists its product as uncharacterized. Gene Ontology annotation, cellular component: nucleus. The record is from RefSeq and is a predicted model, not a curated record. Gene Ontology annotation, molecular function: cis-regulatory region sequence-specific DNA binding; DNA-binding transcription factor activity. NCBI's taxonomy places the organism in Eukaryota, Metazoa, Arthropoda, Insecta, Hymenoptera, Formicidae. Gene Ontology annotation, biological process: regulation of DNA-templated transcription.